Schistocerca piceifrons (Central American locust) is the source of this 1608-nucleotide messenger RNA. RefSeq lists its product as uncharacterized. Gene Ontology annotation, molecular function: odorant binding; olfactory receptor activity. Gene Ontology annotation, cellular component: plasma membrane. The transcript is spliced from 8 exons. NCBI's taxonomy places the organism in Eukaryota, Metazoa, Arthropoda, Insecta, Orthoptera, Acrididae. The record is from RefSeq and is a predicted model, not a curated record. Gene Ontology annotation, biological process: sensory perception of smell; detection of chemical stimulus involved in sensory perception of smell. The coding region runs from base 1 to 1608 and encodes 535 amino acids.
AUGGAGCCCCCCUCGGCGGACAGCGACCCGCUGGUGGUCCCUGGAGCCACUCUGCGCCGUCUGAUGGGUCUGUGGCGGCCUCAAGGCCGGGUCGCACGCCGCCUCAACGGACUGCUCGCCGGCUUCAUUAUUGCCACCCUCGCUUUUCUGCCCGCCUGUGUGGCUCUCAAGCUGUACGUGGACCCUCCGGAAGAGCUUGAGCGGAUCACACUCUGCAGCCUGGCCACUUCUAUCUGCAUCGGAUUUCUCUUCAAGGCGGUGCUGUUCGUGGCACAGGGAGCAACGCUGCGGCAGACGGUGCGACAGAUGGAGGACAUCAGGAGGCGGUUCGGCAGCGGAGAAGAGAAUCAGCGGACGCGGCGCCGGUACCAGAAGCUGUCAAACAGCGUCUACCUGCACUACCAGAUGGUGGCGGUACCGGCGGUGAUCGGCUGGGUCCUCUGCCCGCUGCUGUCCCGCACCGUCAUGAGGUCCGACGAGGACCACCAGGAGGUUCCUCGACAGCUCCCUGUUCCCGUAUGGCUCCCAGUCGACGUCUAUGCGUCGCCAACAUACGAGCUCCUGUAUGUUGUCCAUUCCUUCUGUGCUCUGGUUGCAGCCGAGUCCAGCGUCUGCACGGACAUCUUCUUCAUUCAUAUGAUGCUAAUGGUUGCAGCCGAGUUGGAGGUUCUGAACGAUAACAUUUCUGCCAUGCGACACUUUAAUAUGCGUAUGACGAGCACCAGGAGACAGGAAUAUGUUUCUAGAAAUGAAAGUGAUGUCGGACGAUCGUCGACACUUAACAGUGACCAGCCCCUUGGUCAACAGACAAUGACAGAGAAUGUUGAACACGAGUGGAUUCAUCAACAACUAGUGAAGAACGUGCUUCACCACCAGGCCAUUUUAAGUAUGCAGAAUAUAUCUCUGAGACUGUUUAGUAACAUUCCAAACUAUUUGACACAGAGAGGACAUCCACCUCCACGACAAUUACAGCUGGUGCAGAGAGAUGGAAAUGUAGGAAAGGCGCUGAAUGCCCUUUUCUCGAUACCUGCUCUCCUGUAUGAAACUAGGAUGUACUGCAUUUAUGGGCACAUCAUGACCGACCAGAGCGAGAAGCUGACGAACUCUGCCUUCAGCUGCGGCUGGGUUCACACUGACGCUCGUUUCACACGCAGCCUCGUCAUCUUCAUGACGGCGUCUGUGCGUCCGAUCGUGAUCACGGUGGGCAAGACGUGCAAGCUGUCGAAACAGAUGUUGCUCCAGGUUGUCGUGGUAGCCGCUUUGAUCGAGUGGCUGUCGUCGCCGCUGGUCUCCCGAGUUGUUCUGGGGGACGACGAAAGCAGCCGCCAGCUGCCGCUGCCCAUCUGGCUACCUUUCGAUGCCUACGUGUCACCCGCUUACGAGAUUGUGUACGCUGCUCAGUCCAGCGAGAAGCUGAUGCAGUCGGCUUUCAGCUGUGGCUGGACAGAGUGCGACAUCCGCUUCAGACGCAGCCUGCAGAUCUUCAUGACGUCGUCAGUGCGACCGGUCGAGAUCACAGUAGGGAAGACGACCAAGCUGUCUAAGCAGACGCUGCUCCAGGUCAGUACUGAUCCAUCUCCCAACAGCCGGGAAAUAACAUCCCUGUAG